Dama dama (fallow deer) is the source of this 1679-nucleotide messenger RNA. It is a transcript of the gene GCGR, whose product is annotated as glucagon receptor. Gene Ontology annotation, biological process: adenylate cyclase-activating G protein-coupled receptor signaling pathway; cell surface receptor signaling pathway. NCBI's taxonomy places the organism in Eukaryota, Metazoa, Chordata, Mammalia, Artiodactyla, Cervidae. Bases 1 to 1440 code for a protein of 479 amino acids. Gene Ontology annotation, molecular function: glucagon receptor activity; peptide hormone binding. The record is from RefSeq and is a predicted model, not a curated record. The transcript is spliced from 13 exons. Gene Ontology annotation, cellular component: plasma membrane.
AUGCCCCCCAUCCAGCCACGCUACCCCCACCUCUUCCUGCUGCUGCUGCUGGCCUGCCAGCCACAGACCCCCUCUGCUCAGGUGAUGGAUUUCCUGUUUGAGAAGUGGAAGCUCUAUGGUGACCAGUGUCUCCACAACCUGAGCCUGCUGCCCCCUCCGACUGAGCUGGUCUGUAACAGAACCUUUGACAAAUAUUCCUGCUGGCCGGACACCCCUCCCAACACCACGGCCAACAUCUCCUGCCCCUGGUACCUGCCCUGGUACCACAAAGUGCAGCACCGCCUCGUCUUCAAGAGGUGUGGGCCCGAUGGGCAGUGGGUGCGUGGGCCUCGGGGGCAGCCGUGGCGAAACGCCUCCCAGUGCCAGAUGGACAACGAGGAGCUUGAAGUGCAGAAGGAGGUGGCCAAGAUGUACAGCAGCUUCCAGGUGAUGUACACGGUGGGCUACUCCCUGUCCCUGGGGGCCCUGCUCCUGGCCCUCGCCACCCUGUUGGGCCUCAGUAAGCUGCACUGCACCCGCAACUACAUCCACAUGAACCUGUUCGUGUCCUUCAUGCUCAAGGCCAGCUCCGUGCUGGUCAUCGACACGCUGCUCAAGACGCGCUACAGCCAGAGGAUCGGGGACGACAUCAGCGUGAGCGUCUGGCUGAGUGAUGGGGCAGUGGCUGGCUGCCGGGUGGCCGCAGUGUUCAUGCAGUACGGCAUCGUGGCCAACUACUGCUGGCUGCUGGUGGAGGGCGUGUACCUGCACAGCCUGCUGAGCCUCGCCGCCGUCCCCGAGAGGAGCUGCUUCCCCCUCUACCUGGGCAUCGGCUGGGGUGCCCCCAUGCUGUUCGUCAUCCCCUGGGCCGUGGUCAAGUGUCUGUUUGAGAACAUCCAGUGCUGGACUAGCAAUGACAACAUGGCCUUCUGGUGGAUUCUGCGCUUCCCUGUCUUCCUGGCCAUCCUGAUCAACUUCUUCAUCUUCAUCCGUAUCCUUCACCUCCUGGUGGCCAAGCUGCGAGCCCACCAGAUGCGUUAUACUGACUACAAAUUCCGGCUGGCCAAGUCCACACUGACCCUCAUCCCUCUGCUGGGAGUCCACGAGGUGGUAUUCGCCUUUGUGACCGAUGAGCAUGCCCAGGGCACCCUGCGCUCCGCCAAGCUCUUCUUCGACCUCUUCCUCAGCUCCUUUCAGGGUCUGCUGGUGGCUGUUCUCUACUGUUUCCUCAACAAGGAGGUGCAGUCAGAGCUGCUGCGGCGCUGGCAUCGCUGGCGUGAGGGCAAAGCACUGCAGGAGGAGCGCCACGCCGGCAGCCACAUGACCAGGCCCCUCAGGGGCCCCCCCAGUGAGAAGCUGCUGCUUUCAAGGGGCAGUGGCAGCAAUGGGACCAGCCAGGACCCCUCUGCUGAGACCCGCUUGGCUGGUGGCCUUCCUGGAUCGGCCGAAAACCCCCAGUGAAGCCCCCAGAACUCCAGAGGCCCAGAGAGGCCAUCACCAGAAAUCUGGAACUGAUGUCCAACAAAGGCUAGAGUGUGGAAGCAAGACAGCACCCCACUGUCCACACAUUCCCCAGUGUGGUGGUCUGAGGGCACCUGCUCUGUGCCCAGGGGUGGGGGAUGGACUGUGGUGGGAAAGCUGUUCUGUGAACGUGUGCCCCUUUGUCAUCCUGGGUCAGUGUGUCCCCUUUCAAGGAAACA